Xenia sp. Carnegie-2017 is the source of this 661-nucleotide messenger RNA. RefSeq names its product MRG/MORF4L-binding protein-like. The transcript is spliced from 4 exons. Lineage: Eukaryota; Metazoa; Cnidaria; Anthozoa; Malacalcyonacea; Xeniidae. Gene Ontology annotation, cellular component: NuA4 histone acetyltransferase complex; nucleus. The record is from RefSeq and is a predicted model, not a curated record. Gene Ontology annotation, biological process: regulation of transcription by RNA polymerase II. The coding region runs from base 4 to 501 and encodes 165 amino acids.
AAGAUGGACGCCAAAGAAGUGUUAGUUUGGACACCAGAAUUAGAAGUGACAUUAUUUCAUUCAAUGAAAGGACACAAGCCGACAGGUAUAAACAGACAUUUCCACAUGGCUUGUAUACACGACAAGUUUAUCACUGCAACUGGUAAGAGAAACAUCUCUUCGAAACAACUAUGGCAACAUUUGCAAGAGCUUUAUAAUCUACAAGCAUUGAAUGAAACUGAAGGCCUCCCAUUCCCCAAUGAGGAAAAUGAAUUCAAUUUGCCUGAUGAAAUAUUUGAACCUCAGGCGAGCUCGGAUUACAACGAAGAAGAUACACCUGGGCCCAGUCCAGGUCACAAAUCAAAAUCUCUUAGUGGAUCAGGGUCACGACCAACCACACCGAGGCCAAGUACACCUGACACAUCACCCAAAAGGAAACGUACAAGAGGCUCGAACACAUCACAACCUCCUUCACCACAUUCUAGUACAGGAUCAACAACAACAACAAAACGUAGACGUUAAGCAAUUCACUUGCACUUGGUACCUUCUUUUUAAUCAUCAUCGAGUUUUGAUGAAGACUUAAUAUAAUUGUAAAUAUUAUGUAUUGUGUACAUUUGUUAGCAUAUGUAACCAUAUGUGCAAUGAUGUGCCCGGGAUUAUAUAUAUAUAUAAUAUAUAAGAA